AUGAAGGAGAGGGAGAAAAAGGUAGGCCUGGUUGCAACCUCCGCAUCAAGCGGUAUGGCGUCUGGGGGGGUUGUGAAUGAGGAACCUGAGGAGGAUAAUUGGAGAGCUGGGGAAGCGGAGGGUGAGGAGGAGAGUGAGGAGGAAAUUGAGGAGGGAAGUGAGGAGGGAAGUGAGGAGGAAAAUGAGAAGGAGAGUGAGGAGGAAAUUGAUGAGGAGAAUGAGGAGGUGGAAGGGGAGGAAGAGGAGGAAAAUGGCGAGGAAACCGAGGAAGAAACCGAGAAAAAUGUGGAGGAGAAGAAAGUUGAGAGGGAGCGUGAGGAGGAAAAUGAGGAGGACAGCGAGGAGGAGGGGGGGGAAGAGGGGGAAAGUGAGGAAGAAAAUGAAGAGAAGAGAAAUGAGAAGGAGCGUGAGGAGGAAAUUGAUGAGGAGAAUGAGGAGGUUAGAGAGGAGAUGGAGAGGGAAGAGGAGGAAAGUGACGAGGAAACUGAGGAAACUGAGGAGGAGAAUGUGGAGGAGAAGAAAAUUGAAGAGGAGAAAACUGAGGGAAGAAUUGAGAAGGAUGAGGUGAACGAGGAGGAGGAGGGAGAGGAGGAAGGGGAGGAGGGAGAGGAGGAGGAGAAGGAAGAGGAGGAGGAAGGGGAGGAGGGGGAAGCGGGGGAGGAGGGAGAGGAGGAAGAGGAGGAGGAGGAGGGGAAGGGAGAGGAGAUGAAGGAGAGGGAGAAAAAGGUAGGCCUGGUUGCAACCUCCGCAUCAAGCGGUAUGGCGUCUGGGGGGGUUGUGAAUGAGGAACCUGAGGAGGAUAAUUGGAGAGCUGGGGAAGCGGAGGGUGAGGAGGAGAGUGAGGAGGAAAUUGAGGAGGGAAGUGAGGAGGGAAGUGAGGAGGAAAAUGAGAAGGAGAGUGAGGAGGAAAUUGAUGAGGAGAAUGAGGAGGUGGAAGGGGAGGAAGAGGAGGAAAAUGGCGAGGAAACCGAGGAAGAAACCGAGAAAAAUGUGGAGGAGAAGAAAGUUGAGAGGGAGCGUGAGGAGGAAAAUGAGGAGGACAGCGAGGAGGAGGGGGGGGAAGAGGGGGAAAGUGAGGAAGAAAAUGAAGAGAAGAGAAAUGAGAAGGAGCGUGAGGAGGAAAUUGAUGAGGAGAAUGAGGAGGUUAGAGAGGAGAUGGAGAGGGAAGAGGAGGAAAGUGACGAGGAAACUGAGGAAACUGAGGAGGAGAAUGUGGAGGAGAAGAAAAUUGAAGAGGAGAAAACUGAGGGAAGAAUUGAGAAGGAUGAGGUGAACGAGGAGGAGGAGGGAGAGGAGGAAGGGGAGGAGGGAGAGGAGGAGGAGAAGGAAGAGGAGGAGGAAGGGGAGGAGGGGGAAGCGGGGGAGGAGGGAGAGGAGGAAGAGGAGGAGGUGGGGAGGAGGAGGAGGAAGAGGAGGAGGAGGGGAGGAGGAGGAGGAGGAGGAGGAGGAGGAGGAGGAGGAGGAGGAGGAGGAGGAGGAGGAGGAGGAGGAGGAGGAGGAGGAGGGAGUGGAAGGAGGGCAAAUCGCAAGUGGAAGAAACUCCAGCCCCCCCCUUCCAAUGUGCAGAGCUCUCGGACCCUCCUCGCCCUUCGCGCUGCAGCACAGCAGGCACGGGGGGAGAAGGUGCAGAAAAGAGGGGGGCCGGCGCAUGGGCGAGACGGACGGUUCCAAUCUUCUUCAGCGUCCAGAAAGGCUGCUUCUGCUGCAGGAGGUGCAGGUACUGAUGAGGCCACUGAAGGUGCUGAAGGUGCUGGUGGUGGUGAUGGGCUAGCGGAUGGGAGAGGCAAGAGUGGUGGGGCAAAGAUUGCUCGUCGCUCUGACCGUCCGUCUGCUGCUGCAGCUGGUGGUGGUGGUGCUGGUGCUGUUGGUGAUACGGCCACUGCUUCUCCCAGUCGCUUGAAACUGCAGCAGCAGGAGCAACAACAGCCGGAGGGGGAGCAGACGGGCGGCGCGGCCGGAGCGCUGCCCGCACGCUGGGGUUCCGGGGUGGCUGCAUUCGGCUGCCAGCGGUUGCACCGGCAGAUGCUGAGGCGGCUUCUAAGGAGGAUGAUGUUCCGAGGGGAGGUGGAGCAGGCAGCAGGCGUGCUGGCAGCUCUGAUGGACGCGGACAAGGACGCUGAAGCCACUAGGAGAGCCGUGGAUGAGCCCAUUUGGCUGGAAUCACAGGUGGAGAAAGCAGCAGGGGUGCUGGCGGCUCUGAUGGACGCGGAUAAGGACGCUGAGGCGACUAGACGGGCUGUUGAUGAGCCUAUAUGGUUGGAGUCGCAGGAGGUGGAGCAGGCAGCAGGGGUGCUGGCGGCCCUAAUGGACGCGGAUAAGGACGCUGAAGCUACCAGGCGAGCUGUUGACGAACCCAUUUGGCUGGAGUCCCAGGUGAGGAGUGAGAAUUCCCUUGCACUGAUUAGAGGAAGGCACGAGGUGGAGCAGGCAGCAGGCGUGCUGGCGGCUCUCAUGGGCGCGGAUAAGGAUGCUGAGGUGACCAGGAGGGCUGUUGACGAGCCUAUAUGGCUGGAGUCCCCGGUGAGGUGCGACCCAGGCAGGAGCGGUGGUUUGUGA
This is a messenger RNA of Closterium sp. Yama58-4, 2556 nucleotides long. The record is from the annotation of a GenBank genome assembly. NCBI's taxonomy places the organism in Eukaryota, Viridiplantae, Streptophyta, Zygnematophyceae, Desmidiales, Closteriaceae.